Molecule: messenger RNA, 1993 nt
Organism: Tinamus guttatus (white-throated tinamou)
Lineage: Eukaryota; Metazoa; Chordata; Aves; Tinamiformes; Tinamidae
Gene: GPR146
Product: G protein-coupled receptor 146
Biological process (GO): G protein-coupled receptor signaling pathway
Cellular component (GO): membrane
Molecular function (GO): G protein-coupled receptor activity
Source: RefSeq, a predicted model, not a curated record
CCCUGCAGUGGGUCAACCUUGGACUGACAUCCUGCUGGGCUGCGCCUCCAAAAAGCUGGUAACCAGCGGAGAAGAUCAAAAGCCAAAAUCACUAUGUGGAGCUGUGAAACAUUAAAUAGUACCGAGAACAGUGAGGACCAGCAUCUCUGCCAUGACUUCCACCUCGUGCUUUCCAUCUUUUCCCUUCUCUACCUCAUUAUAUGUUUUCCGAUUGGCCUUUGUUACAAUGGCUUGCUGGUCCUAGUGAACAUCUAUAACAAAGCAACUAUGACUAUGCCAGAUGUUUACUUUGUCAAUAUUGCCAUUGCUGGGCUCAUCAUCAACGCUCUGGCACCAAUGUACCUUCUAGGUCUCGCCAACACAAAAUGGGCCAUCUGGAAUUCUAACAAUGAAGUUUAUAUUACCCUCCUUAUUUUAUUCAACGUUUCAUCCUUAGUUACCAUGUACUCUACUACGCUGCUCAGUCUGGACUACUACAUUGAACGUGCUCUACCUAGAACUUACAUGUCAAGUGUGUACAACACGAAACAUGUCUGUGGAUUCAUAUGGGGCGGAGCUAUGCUUACGAGUUUCUCCUCUCUGCUAUUCUACGUCUGCAAUCAUGUAUCCACUAAAAUAAUCGAGUGUUCCAAGAUGCAGAACAAAGAGGCAGCAGAUGCCAUCAUGGUCUUUAUCGGAUAUGUUGUCCCAGCUAUUGCUGUACUGUAUGCACUUGUAUUAAUUUUGCGAAUACGCAAAGAGGCUACACCACUGGAUCAAGACACUGGACGAUUGGAUCCCUCAGUGCACAGGCUUUUGAUCGCCACAGUCUGUACACAGUUCACCUUAUGGACACCCUAUUAUGUAACUCUUUUGGUAAGCACAUUUUCUAAUGCACAAGGAAGACGAGCGGAUGACAAUUACAGUCGAAUAUUACACUUUACCAAGAUAUUAUCGAAAUUUUUGGCUUUCUCAAGCAGCUUUGUAAUGCCUCUGCUCUACAGAUACAUUAACAAAAACUUUCCCAACAAAUUACGACGUCUGCUUAAAAAAAUGCAUUGUGGGAAUCAAGGGUGUUCUCACGAACGCACAGUAGUACAGCAAGUUAUGACGUAGGGAUGGAAAAAUCUCCGGUGCUCAGUUACUACAGUCCUUCACACACCAGGACUCAGGCUGUGAUACUGCUGUGUUGGCUCUCAAAAUCACUGCUGUGAGGGUCCCAACCAGGGGGCCAGAAGGAGCCUUCAAUUACGGUUUAAUGAGACACAGUCUUAAUUUUCAAAUAGUGAAGUGCAGAAAUCCUGUAAGGCCCUGGCCUAUGUGCUGAAAUACCUGUGACAUCUAGUAUAUGCAGUGCACUGAUCUGGUUACAAAGCGUAAGCUCUGUCUUCAUAGUUCUGAUAUUUCUGCCUGAAGAAAUAGCUAAGCAGUUAAUUGAAGUGUUGACUGAAGACACAGCACUUUGUGUCUUGUACAGAAAAAGGAAUUACCUUAUUUUCUGUGCAAAGAAAUAACUAACAGUGCUAUCUUUGAUGAAGUAAAUAGUAUUUUUCAAUGAAGAUGAUAAGGUGAUCUUUACUAAAGAUCAUAUUACUCAAUUAUGUAAGUCCAAAUAGUAAUAUGUUAAUUAUAAAUUACAUUAUUUAAUUUCUUUCUCCACCACUGAAUUCCCUCUAAAAUGCCUAAUUUACAAUUUUCAGAAAUUAUAUUCUCAGUCAAAACUAACCUAAGAUUUAACACCUAUUUUAAAUCUUUUUUUUCUGGAUCUAACAUUUAACAUUUUUUUCCAGUGCUUUAUUUGCAUCCUGAAACAUUUCAACAAUUCAGAAAUAUUUAUUAACAAAUUCUAGGGGAACUAAGAAACAUUUUCUCUGCACAUUAAAAUGAAGGACACAGUGGUUUACGAAGUUAAAUUAAAAUUUAACUAGCAAAGAAUGUCUGGCUAAGUGUUAUGGUCCACAUAUGUUCAUGUAACAAGAGUAAUUAUCUUAAAAAUAAAUAUGUUUAUGAUUAA